This is a messenger RNA of Alternaria atra, 3483 nucleotides long. RefSeq lists its product as uncharacterized. NCBI's taxonomy places the organism in Eukaryota, Fungi, Ascomycota, Dothideomycetes, Pleosporales, Pleosporaceae. The record is from RefSeq and is a predicted model, not a curated record. Gene Ontology annotation, molecular function: monoacylglycerol lipase activity. Bases 1 to 3483 code for a protein of 1160 amino acids. The transcript has 2 exons.
AUGCUGCUCACGCCUCGCACCUACUCCCUCGCUCACAUUGCCGACCAAGGUCGCAAACGCCCUGAACCCUCGUAUUUCGUGUGUAUAAAAUCGCGGAAGGAACGGGAAGCCGAGGAAAAGCGCGCGCUGAAGAUGUUGCUGCUGCACCAAAAGGGGAGCGUGAAGGUGGGAGAGGUUGUGAGAUAUACCCUCACGUACACACCUUCCGAAGACCGAAUAUUACCGCCCCCUUCUUGCCUCCAUGUCCGCAUACGAAAUUCCUCUGCAAUACCUCUUCGCGCCGCAUACCUCCACGGACCAUAUACGAUCCACGUAUCCGCAUACCCUUCCACCUUUAACCCCAACAAGAAGGCUGAUGAGUCGAAAAUCUACGGGGACCCUGACUUUGAGCCUAAUGUCAAGGCAGGUGGAUACUGGAACACCAAGUUGACAGUUCCGGAAGAAUACAGAAAUGAUACCAGGGAGCAUGACGGCACAUCGAAAAGCCUCACAUGGAUUAUCGAGGUCGCCUCGCAGAUCAUCUUCUCGAACUCCGCGUCUGUAAACUACGAAUUGCUAGUGGCACGCGAUGAACGAUCGCUGGAUCUAGGCUUUACUGCUGUUACCGGAAAUAGUCAUGGAACACCAGGAAAGGUGCAAGAUCACCAACAGGGCAGCCAGAAACAUGUCUCGAACCACGCUGCACAACCUAAGGGGGUUUACUCAAAAGCGGUCAAAUUAGUGGUUGACGAUACUACAAGCUUGUGGAAUACGCCUGAACUACCAGAGUGGAAGGAUGAUGAUCAAGGCCGUUCCAAGGGGUCAAAGGAUCACGAUAUUCUGGCGGAAAGUCGACGGAAAAAGAAGAAUAUACACCUUGUGAUAGUAACACAUGGCUUGCACAGCAAUCUCGGUGCGGAUAUGCUGUACCUAAAAGAGAGCAUCGACGCGACGGCAAAGCAAGCGCGAGAAGAUCGACGGCGGCGGCGCAAGGAGGCGAAAGGUGCUAAAAGCACUGAACAGAAUCAGGACACAUCGACAGCACCAUUAUCGGGCGGCCAAGAAGAAAUACCAGAUGAGGAGGAGGAUGACGAUGAAGAAGACGUCAUUGUUCGUGGUUUUGACGGAAAUGUAAUACGUACCGAGCGCGGUAUUCAAUACCUUGGGAAGCGACUCGCCAAGUACGUGUUGAGUCUAACCUACCCCGAUCAACCAUUCUUGCCGAUCAAAAAGUCGAUGGGACAGAAGCUAUCCAAUACCUUUUCGCCGACGAAAGAUAAGUUCGACGAAGGUAUACCGUCCCAUCACGGUAGUAGUGUGCACCACACAGCUUCAGGGAACGACAAGCGUGCAUACAAGUUCACUAGUAUCAGCUUCAUUGGUCACUCUCUUGGAGGGUUGGUGCAAACGUACGCUAUUGCAUAUAUCCACAAGCACUCCCCUCACUUCUUUGAUACGAUCAAACCUAUCAACUUCAUCGGUAUGGCGUCACCUUUCCUAGGAUUGAGCAACGAGAAUCCCACCUAUGUCAAAUUCGCACUCGACUUCGGCCUAGUUGGGAGGACAGGGCAAGACCUUGGUCUGACCUGGAGAGCACCGACACUAGCAAAGAGUGGCUGGACUGCCAUGGGCAACGUGUUUGGUAAUCAGAGCCAGGACCAACAUCAAGAAGACCCUGGUGCAAAGCCUCUGCUGCGCAUACUCCCUACUGGACCAGCUCACCAAGUCCUGCGAAGAUUCCGAAACCGCACUUUGUACUCUAAUGUUGUCAAUGAUGGUAUAGUACCAUUGCGCACGAGUUGUCUCUUGUUCCUCGAUUGGAGAGGCUUAGGUCGUGUUGAAAAGGCGCGCCGAGAGAACGGUCUCAUUGGUACGGUAGCUGUAUGGGGUUACGGCCAACUUACUGGACAGAACUCAUCACCAAACCCAUCCAGAAUCGGAUUUUCGGAUGACGAGGGUUCAGGGGUCGAAUCGCCUACACACAAUGGCGACGGCACCGCCGUACCUUUGCCAGGCGCCGAUGUUACGAACCAGGAAGAUGAAGCACAGGCAUCUUCUGCUGAGCCAACAGCUCACCAGUUCCUUGAAGGGCAAAAAAAGAGUCCAGAAGCAAAGGAGCCAAACGACCAAUACUUCCAGCCGCAAAACACUUUGAUGCAGCUCUGGAGCUAUAUAAGGCCGACCGGAAAGCAUACUUCCCGCGACAAGAAGAUGUUCAGUCGUAGUCAGACCAUAUACAAAGAUGAAGAAGACGAGCGGGUUUCGACUGAAGCAGAGAGCUCGACGUCGUCACACUCCACACAACCAAGGAAGCGACCCCAGGCGACCCGUGGUGACUCCAUCGUCGACAACCCCAAAAGUCACCUAGCACCGCCCAAAACGACGAUUUUUGAGUCCGCUGGUGACUUGAUAAAUCCUCCUGUCCCCCCAAUGUCCUGGAUCACAGACCCGUCCACCCGAGCACGCACCAUCUUCCACGACAGAAUUUAUCAUCCUGAAGAUAUUCCACCACCGCCUACGAAGAAGAAGCCAGCACGUAACUUUUCUGGUGAUAGCACCGUCUCUCAGACAUCAACAGCAACCAUCGACGAAAGCGUGAUGCGUGUGGAAGAGAAGAUCGCUCGCGCUUAUCACAAGGAUCUCUCAUGGCGUAAGGUUCUCGUCAGUCUCGAGCCGGACGCGCAUAACAACAUGAUCGUACGCCGCAUGUUUGCUAACGCUUACGGCUGGCCUGUGGUCAAGCACCUCUGCGAUACGCAUUUCGCGGAUACGUACUCUGCCAACACGCGGGAUGAAGAUGAGCCUGCCCUUGAUCGUGCGCAAGCUGUGAACAAACCGAUCACUCAGGAUGGCGAGCAUGUCAAGGGGCAAGAAAGGUUACAGCCACCUAUCGAGCGUACUGACAGCGAGAUGAGGGAAGUUGCCGACGAACUAGCCCCGCUGAAGACGCCCAGUCUGAGGAUACCCAAGAGAUCAAACACAACCGAUUCGACCCGUAGUACUGGAUCUGGCGAUUGGGAUAGUAUCUACUUCAAUGAGACUAGCGACGAGGAAGACGAAGUGGAUGACCGAAACGCUGUGCAGAAAUUCUUCCAGCCUAAUAUGCCUAGAAGCCCGCGAAGUCCUUCUGGAGCUAUACCGAAGACUCCUGAUGGCAAGGGCACAAGCGAAGCAGAUAUCUCCGACUUUCUUCAUGGGUCCAGUUCGGUUGAGGUUCACCGAGGUCUUGGCGCAAGUCCGAGCAAGAAACCAGCUAAGUUGACCCGCGAGCCAGACUCCAUAGAGCCUGUUGACGAGGCACCGAGCGUUCUUGACGAAACGAGACAAGCACCCAGUCCGGUCGAGACGCCUGUUGGCAGGAUUAGUGGAGUGGGAUUGAGAAGUUCGAUUGAUAUCCCUGCAUCGCCAGAGGGCGGUCGAGCAAGAAGCGGCAGUACUAGUGUCGCUGAGCAGGUCGCCAGACUUAGCAGCUCCAAGAGUGAUAAAGACACAUCGGGCUCGUAG